Molecule: messenger RNA, 10814 nt
Organism: Aethalodelphis obliquidens (Pacific white-sided dolphin)
Lineage: Eukaryota; Metazoa; Chordata; Mammalia; Artiodactyla; Delphinidae
Gene: SORL1
Product: sortilin related receptor 1
Exons: 48
Coding region: 75-6710 (2211 amino acids)
Biological process (GO): post-Golgi vesicle-mediated transport; protein targeting to lysosome; protein retention in Golgi apparatus
Cellular component (GO): Golgi apparatus; membrane
Molecular function (GO): protein binding
Source: RefSeq, a predicted model, not a curated record
CGGCCGGCGUCCCGGCCUCGCGCUGCACAUUCUCUCCUGGCGGCGGCGCCACCUGCGGUCGCGUUCGCCCGAACAUGGCGACACGGAGCAGCAGGAGGGAGUCGCGACUCCCCUUCCUCUUCACCCUGAUAGCGCUGCUGCCGCCCGGGGCUCUCGGCGAGGUCUGGCCGCCGACGCUGCCCGGCGGCCGCGCGCCUGGGCCCCAGGAUCGGGGCUUCCUCGUGGUGCGGGGCGACCCGCUCGAGCUGCGGCGUGGGGCGCGCGGGGCGCCCCGGAGGGCGGACGAGAAGCCGCUCCGGAGGAGACGGAGCGCUGCCCUGCAGCCCGAGCCUAUCCAGGUGUACGGACAGGUUAGUCUGAAUGAUUCCCACAAUCAGAUGGUGGUGCACUGGGCCGGAGAGAAGAGCAAUGUCAUCGUGGCCUUGGCCCGGGACAGCCUGGCGUUGGCGAGGCCCAAGAGCAGCGAUGUGUACGUGUCUUACGACUACGGAAGAUCAUUCAGGAGAAUCUCAGAGAAGUUGAACUUUGGCAAGGGGAACAGCAGCGAAGCUGUGAUCGCCCAGUUCUACCACAGUCCUGCGGACAACAAGCGUUACAUCUUUGCAGAUGCUUAUGCCCAGUACCUCUGGACCACGUUUGACUUCUGCAACACCAUCCAAGGCUUCUCCAUCCCAUUCCGGGCAGCCGACCUCCUCCUGCACAGCAAGGCCUCUAACCUUCUCCUGGGCUUUGACAGGUCUCACCCCAACAAGCAGCUAUGGAAAUCAGACGAUUUUGGCCAGACCUGGAUCAUGAUUCAGGAACAUGUGAAGUCCGUUUCUUGGGGAAUCGAUCCCUACGACAAGCCAAACACCAUCUACGUUGAACGACACGAACCCUCUGGCUACUCCACAGUUUUCCGAAGUACAGACUUCUUCCAGUCCCGGGAGAACCUGGAGGUGAUCCUGGAGGAAGUGAGGGACUUCCAGCUGCGGGACAAGUACAUGUUUGCCACAAAGGUGGUGCAUCUCUUCGGCAGUCUGCAACCAUCCUCUGUCCAGCUCUGGGUCUCCUUUGGCCGCAAGCCCAUGCGAGCAGCCCAGUUUGUCACAAGAUAUCCUAUUAAUGAAUAUUACAUUGCGGACGCCUCCGAGGACCAGGUGUUUGUGUGUGUCAGUCACAAUAACAACCGCACCAACCUGUACAUCUCGGAGGCGGAGGGGCUGAAGUUCUCGCUGUCCUUGGAGAAUGUUCUCUAUUACAGCCCAGCAGGGGCAGGCAGUGACACCUUGGUGAGGUAUUUUGCAAAUGAACCAUUUGCUGACUUCCACCGCGUGGAGGGGUUACAGGGAGUCUACAUUGCUACUCUGAUUAAUGGUUCCAUGAAUGAAGAGAACAUGAGAUCAGUCAUCACCUUUGACAAAGGGGGGACCUGGGAAUUCCUUCAGGCCCCAGCCUUCACGGGAUAUGGAGAGAAAAUCAAUUGUGAGCUCUCCCAGGGCUGCUCCCUCCACCUGGCCCAGCGGCUCAGCCAGCUGCUCAGCCUCCAGCUCCGAAGGAUGCCCAUCCUGUCCAAGGAGUCGGCGCCCGGUCUCGUCAUCGCCACGGGUUCAGUGGGAAAGAACUUGGCAAGCAAGACAAACGUGUACAUCUCCAGCAGUGCUGGAGCCCGGUGGCGAGAGGCUCUUCCUGGACCUCACUACUACACAUGGGGAGACCAUGGCGGGAUCAUCAUGGCCAUCGCCCAAGGCAUGGAAACCAACGAGCUGAAGUACAGCACCAACGAAGGGGAGACCUGGAAAACAUUCAUCUUCUCCGAGAAGCCGGUGUUUGUGUACGGGCUCCUCACGGAGCCCGGCGAGAAGAGCACUGUCUUCACCAUCUUUGGCUCCAACAAAGAGAACAUCCACAGCUGGCUGAUCCUCCAGGUCAAUGCCACGGCUGCCUUGGGGGUUCCCUGCACAGAGAACGACUACAAGCUGUGGUCCCCGUCUGAUGAGCGGGGCAGCGAGUGUCUGCUAGGGCACAAGACGGUUUUCAAACGAAGGAUCCCCCACGCCACAUGCUUUAACGGAGAAGACUUCGAUCGGCCGGUGGUCCUGUCCAACUGCUCCUGUACCCGACAGGACUAUGAAUGUGACUUUGGCUUCAAGAUGAGUGAAGAUUUGUUAUUAGAGGUUUGUGUUCCGGAUCCUGAGUUUUCUGGGAAGUCGCACUCCCCUCCCGUGCCUUGUCCUGUGGGUUCUGCUUACAGGAGAACCAGAGGCUAUCGGAAGAUUUCUGGGGACACCUGCAGUGGAGGAGAUGUUGAAGUACGCCUGGAAGGAGAGCUGGUGCCGUGUCCUUUGGCAGAGGAGAACGAGUUCAUCCUGUACGCCAUGCGCAAGUCCAUCCACCGCUACGACUUGACCUCCGGAGCCACCGAGCAGUUGCCUCUCACCGGGCUGCGGGCAGCGGUGGCCCUGGACUUCGACUAUGACCGCAACUGCUUGUAUUGGUCCGACCUGGCCUUGGACAUCAUCCAGCGCCUCUGUUUGAACGGGAGUGCAGGGCAAGAGGUGAUCGUCAGUUCUGGCCUGGAGACAGUGGAAGCCUUGGCUUUUGAACCCCUCAGCCAGUUACUUUACUGGGUGGAUUCUGGCUUCAAAAAGAUUGAGGUGGGGAAUCCAGACGGCGACUUCCGACUCACGAUUGUCAAUUCCUCAGUGCUUGACCGGCCCAGGGCUCUGGUCCUCGUGCCCCAAGACGGGGUGAUGUUCUGGACCGACUGGGGGGACCUGAGGCCUGGCAUUUACCGGAGCAACAUGGAUGGUUCGGCUGCCUAUCGUCUUGUGUCGGAGGACGUGAAGUGGCCCAAUGGCAUCACCGUGGACGAGCGGUGGAUCUACUGGACGGAUGCCUACCUGGACUGCAUCGAGCGGAUCACCUUCAGCGGCCAGCAGCGCUCCGUCAUCCUGGACAACCUCCCACACCCCUACGCCAUUGCUGUCUUUAAGAAUGACAUCUACUGGGACGACUGGUCACAGCUCAGCAUAUUCCGAGCUUCCAAAUACAGUGGGUCUGAGAUGGCGAUUCUGGCGAACCGGCUCACGGGGCCCAUGGACCUGAAGAUUUUCUACCGGGGGAAAACAACCGGAAGCACCUCCUGUGCGUCCAGGCCGUGCAGCCUGCUGUGUCUGCCCAAGGCCAACAACACUAGAAGCUGCAGGUGUCCAGACGGUGUGUCCGGCAGCACCCUCCCGUCCGGGGACCUGAUGUGUGAGUGUCCUCACGGCUAUCAGCUGAAGAACAACACGUGUGUCAAAGAAGAGAACACCUGUCUCCGCAACCAGUAUCGGUGCAGCAAUGGGAACUGUAUCAACAGCAUCUGGUGGUGUGAUUUUGACAACGACUGCGGGGACAUGAGCGACGAGAGAAACUGCCCUACUACCAUCUGUGAUCCAGACACCCAGUUCCGCUGCCAGGAGUCUGGGACCUGUAUCCCACUGUCCUACAAAUGUGACCUUGAGGAUGACUGUGGCGACAAUAGCGAUGAAAGUCACUGUGAAAUGCACCAGUGCCGGAUUGACGAAUACAGCUGCAGCUCUGGCAUGUGCAUCCGCUCCUCCUGGGUGUGUGACGGGGACAACGACUGCAGGGACUGGUCUGACGAAGCCAACUGUACCGCCAUCUAUCACACCUGUGAGGCCUCCAACUUCCAGUGUCACAACGGGCACUGCAUCCCCCAGCGGUGGGCGUGUGACGGUGACAUGGAUUGCCAAGACGGUUCUGAUGAAGAUCCAGUCAGCUGUGAGAAGAAGUGCAACGGAUUCCGCUGCCCGAAUGGCACCUGCAUCCCGUCCAGCAAACACUGCGAUGGUCUGCACGACUGCUCGGAUGGCUUAGACGAACAGCACUGUGAGCCCCUCUGUACUCGCUUCAUGGACUUCGUGUGUAAGAACCGCCAGCAGUGCCUGUUCCAGUCCAUGGUGUGUGACGGCAUCAUCCAGUGCCGCGAUGGCUCGGACGAGGAUGCGGCGUUUGCGGGAUGCUCUCCAGGCCCCGAGUUCCACAAGGUGUGUGAUGAGUUCAGUUUCCAGUGUCAGAACGGAGUGUGCAUCAGUUUGAUCUGGAAAUGCGAUGGGAUGGAUGACUGCGGUGAUGACUCUGACGAAGCCAGCUGUGAAAACCCCACGGAGGCCCCCAACUGCUCCCGCUACUUCCAGUUCCCGUGCGAGAAUGGGCACUGCAUCCCCAACAGGUGGAAAUGCGACAGGGAGAACGACUGCGGGGACUGGUCUGAUGAGAAGGACUGUGCAGAUUCACAUAUUCUUCCCUCCCCUACUCCCGGGCCCUCUACGUGUCUGCCCAAUUACUACCGCUGCAGCAGUGGGGCCUGCGUGAUGGACAGCUGGGUGUGUGACGGGUACCGAGAUUGUGCAGACGGCUCGGAUGAGGAAGGCUGCCCCUCGCCUGCAAAUGUCACUGCUGCCUCCACUCCCACCCAGCUCGGGCGAUGUGACCGAUUUGAGUUCGAGUGCCGACAACCGAAGAAGUGUAUCCCCAGCUGGAGGCGCUGUGAUGGCCUUCAGGAUUGCCAGGACGGCCAGGACGAGGCCAACUGCCCCACGCGCAGCACCCUGACCUGCACGGGCCAGGAGUUCCGGUGCGAGGACGGCGAGGCCUGCAUCGUGCUCUCCGAGCGCUGCGACGGCUUCCUGGACUGCUCGGACGAGAGCGACGAGCACGCCUGCAGCGAGGAAUUAAAUGUAUACAAAAUACAGAAUCUUCAGUGGACAGCUGACUUCUCUGGGGAUGUAACUUUGACCUGGAUGCGGCCCAAGAAAAUGCCCUCUGCUUCUUGUGUGUAUAACGUCUACUACAGGGUGGUUGGAGAGAGCAUAUGGAAGACUCUGGAAACCCACAGCAAUAAAACGAACACAAUAUUGAAAGUCUUGAAGCCAGACACCACGUAUCAGGUCAAAGUCCAGGUGCAGUGUCUGAGCAAGGUGCACAGCACCAAUGACUUCGUGACCCUGAGGACUCCAGAAGGAUUGCCAGACGCCCCUCAGAACCUCCAGCUGUCGCUCCACAGGGAAGUGGAAGGAGUGAUCGUGGGCCGCUGGGCCCCUCCCACCCACAGCCACGGCCUCAUUCGGGAGUACAUCGUAGAGUACAGCAGGAGUGGUUCCAAGAUGUGGGCCUCCCAGAGAGCUCUUAGCAACUUGACAGAAAUAAGGAACCUACUGGUCAACGCUCAGUACACUGUCAGAGUGGCUGCAGUGACCAGUCGGGGAAUAGGAAACUGGAGCGAUUCUAAAUCCAUUACCACCAUAAAAGGAAAAGUGAUCCCACCCCCAGACAUCCACAUUGACAGCUAUGGUGAAAAUUCUCUAAGCUUUACCCUGUCCGUGGACACUGACAUCAAGGUGAAUGGCUAUGUGGUGAACCUCUUCUGGGCGUUCGACACCCACAGACAGGAGAAGAGAACGAUGAACUUCCGAGGAAGCAUAUUGUCACACAAAGUGGGCAACCUGACAGCUCAUACAACCUACGAGAUUUCUGCCUGGGCCAAGACUGACUUGGGGGACAGUCCUCUGGCAUUUGAGCAUGUCACGACCAGAGGAGUCCGCCCACCCGCCCCGAGCCUCAAAGCCAAGGCCGUCAAUCAGACGGCGGUGGAAUGCACCUGGACCGGCCCCAGGAAUGUGGUUUACGGCAUCUUCUAUGCCACAUCCUUUCUUGACCUGUAUCGCAACCCCAAGAGCUUGACUACAUCACAGCACAACAAAACAGUCCUUGUCAGUGGGGAUGAGCAGUAUUUGUUUCUGGUCCGGGUGGUGGCGCCCUACCAGGGGCCGUCCUCUGACUACGUCGUGGUGAGGAUGAUCCCAGAUAGCAGGCUUCCUCCCCGUCACCUGCACGUGGUUCAUACAGGCAAAACCUCCGCUGUCAUCAAGUGGGAAUCCCCGUACGAUUCUCCUGACCAGGACCUGCUAUAUGCAGUUGCAGUUAAAGAUCUCAUAAGGAAGAGUGACCGGAGCUACAAGGUGAAAUCCCGCAACAGUACCGUGGAAUACACCCUUAGCAAGUUGGAGCCCGGAGGGAAAUACCAUGUGAUCGUCCAGCUGGGGAACAUGAGCAAGGACUCCAGUAUCAAAAUUACCACAGUUUCAUUAUCAGCACCUGAUGCCUUAAAAAUCAUAACAGAAAAUGACCAUGUUCUUCUGUUUUGGAAAAGCCUAGCUUUGAAGGAAAAGCAUUUUAAUGAAAGCAGGGGCUACGAGAUACACCUGUUUGAUAGUGCCAUGAAUAUCACAGCUUACCUUGGGAAUACUACUGACAAUUUCUUUAAAAUCUCCAACCUGAAGUUGGGUCAUAAUUAUACUUUCACUGUCCAAGCACGAUGCCUUUUUGGCAGCCAGAUUUGUGGGGAGCCUGCUGUCCUGCUCUAUGAUGAGUUGGGAUCUGGUGGGGAUGCCUCAACGAUCCAGGCCGCCAGAUCUACCGACGUUGCUGCCGUGGUGGUGCCCAUCCUGUUCCUGAUACUGCUGAGCCUGGGCGUCGGGUUCGCCAUCCUGUACACGAAGCAUCGGAGGCUGCAGAGCAGCUUCACCGCUUUUGCCAACAGCCACUACAGCUCCAGGCUGGGCUCGGCCGUCUUCUCCUCGGGGGAUGACCUGGGGGAGGACGAUGAAGAUGCUCCGAUGAUAACUGGAUUUUCCGACGACGUCCCCAUGGUGAUAGCCUAAAAGAGCUUUCCUCACUAGAAACCAAAUGGUGUAAAUAUUUUAUUUGAUAAAGAUAGUUGAUGGUUUAUUUUAAAAGAUGCACUUUGAGUUGCAAUAUGUUAUUUUUAUAUGGGCCAAAAAAAAAACAACAAAAAAAAACAAAAAAAAGGAGGAAAGAAAGGAAUGAAUAAACUUUGUCGUAAUCAACUGUGAACUUCAAACCAGGUUGAUUUUAGUAACCAAAUUGCUUUGAUUUGAUAUUAGUGUAGUCUUACAGGGCUGUGCUUACUGGGCAUGCUUUUUAAGUCUGUGAGAUAAUUUUGGUUCAGUAAAUUGGCCAUUCUUUUUAUUUUUCUAAGACACAGAAAUGUAUUUAAUAAAAACUUCGAGAGUGACGGGUAGAAUCCCUCCUCCUCGAAAGUAUGCUCAAAUUAAAAUUUUUUUUUGCAUUUAGUUUCUAUGAAAGUGUUUGGGCGUAUGACGGGGGAAGGUUCUUUUGUGUUAUUUUGUUAAUUUAUUGGAACUCUGUAUAGGGCAAGGCUUUAGUGGUCAUCUGACACCACACAUGUUAUGAGCCCCUCGCCUAUAGGGUUGAGGCGUGGGGAACAGAAGCAGUUUUGUUUCCAUUCCAGAAACAAUCCAUUUUUAUUCACUCGUGUGUCACACGACGGUGUUUGACAGAAGAGCAUAUUGAGUCAUUGCUCCAUUUCAGUUAAACAGAGAUGCAGCUUGGGAAGCCCUGCAAGCAACAGCUUCCUCUCUCAUAUUAAUGGAUAGAUUCUUACUGUACACACCUCUGUACAAGAUGUAGCUUUGAAAGCUACAAAAUGAUAACACUGCUUUAUUAUACACUGGUGUCAUUGUCAUUGCAAAACAUUGCUCUGGUUGUGGGAGAGAGUUCUAGAUUUGUGCCAUGAUAGCUACACUGGCAGAUAUAGUACCUAAUUUUUCCUUUUGGGAUUUUUUGUUUCGUUUUGUUUUUACUUACCGCUGAAGAAUGUCGAAUGUAAAGUUUUGUAUUUGUGUUGAGUUGGCCGCUUACUGUCCUUAAAAAUCCGUACUGAUAUAUGCAGUCAUUUUGAAUUGGGUCAGUGCCUUCUCUUUUCUUCUCUUCUACCACCUGCCUCACCUGUACCCCUGCCCAGUUUAAAGAGAAAAUGCUCUUCACUCUUACAGAGAGACAGGAGAUGUGUGAAUUUGAGACCAUUCGAUCCAGUUCAUGGUAGUGGCAACGCUAGAGUUGAUAUGCUCUGUAAAAUAAGCUGGGCUGUAUCCUUCUGCCUUUCAAUGCCUCCCCUGUAUUCAAACCGUGGCCACUUGGCAGGUGUGUGAAAUCCACUGGGGACUGGUGCCCACUCUUGAGACCUAGUGUUGUUAGCAGCAGUGUCUAGCAUUGUUGUGACGCCUAUCGUAUGCACCUCACUGCAGAACUUCUUCCUGAACGAGAAGCAGUGAGCUCUAGGGAUAUUCCAGAGUCAUGCUUCUGCACAUGUGUCCCUCACCUGCAAGCUUUGUCAAAACCCCGUCUCCUCUUAGAUGCAAUGCAUCACCUUCUCACAAGUAUUUGCUUCCUUUUAACCAGAAGUAUCAUUCUUCGCUGAUAACAUAGUUUUGUUCUACCUGGGGAGUGUUUGGGAAACAAAGAGCCAAUUAAAGUUUUUUUAGUUAAAACAUUUUAUUUGUGUAUAUAUAUAUUCUGCUUGAGGAGUAUUUUCAAUUGUAGACGUUUAGUAUGUCGUGAGUGGUGGUAAAUGACAAGCCUUCUUCCAGCAUGUUUUUCUUCUAUCUCUUUCCCGUGUUAUGUUUUUAAAGACUGGAAUUUCUUUGGCUUUAUCUUGUCUUACCGUGGAGUUUCAUUCAAAACUCCGAGCCCUACCACCUCCCCUUUUUAUAAAUAAGCACUUUAAGUAACUGAAAGAUGAAUGAUCUGGUGGGAGGCAAGUCAUUUAAUCGAACCACUAGAAAGUCUAUUUUCUUCUUUUCUUUUUCUGCCAACUUUUUGGUGGCAUUUGUGAAAGCUGAUAUCAAAGGCUCUGAGACUUUAUAUUCAGUUUUUCCAUAGGCAAAAGCCUUUCUACAGAGCACAUGUCUCCAGUUGGCAACUUGAGAUAUUUCUGAGCUUCCGAGUCUUAUUCCCAGUGCCUGCCAAUGCUUAGUGCGCUGUACUGUAUAGACUGGCCAUCACCCCUCUCCUUGGAAAAUGCUACUGGGCUGUUGGAGAAAAAGCAGCCUUUUAGGGCUAGAGUAUUUUAUAGAAACAGAAGAGCUAAGUUCCCGAAGACUAAGCUAGAUAGAUGGAGCUAUGUGGAAAUUGUCUAUUUUUAUGAACUUUUGAAGCACGCACUCUCACCUCCCUCUGCAUGGCUUUGUGAGGUUUGAUGUAUAUACGCCGUCUGCAAGAGUCCCAAGGUGGGAGUGACAAGAGCAAAUGAGAACAGAAAACUCCGUGGAGACUUUGAAGGUGACCAGAUAAUUGUCUUCACUGUGACCAGUUGGAGCCUUUGAAGAAGGGGCUUUUGUACCUCAUUGGAGAUCCUACCUCCAGAGUUCACACUGUAUAGGGAAAGGGCUUUAUUUUCUUCCAGGAUGCAUUAGAAUUUCAGAAGCCCACAUUCAUGUGGUCGGCGGACCAUGAGUGGACCACUACAGUUUGGCGGGUGGGGGAUUGUGUAUAAAUCUCCUCUGGAAGUUGGUUUUGCCCCUUGAUGGAUUGAAUGGCCCUCAAGCCUUACGAGAUGUGGGUCCGUGUGGAUAAAAUAACAGAGAAUAGAGUUCUGCAGAGGAAUCCAGGGAGAGGCCAUGCCUAUGCAGACCCUUUUCCAGACAGGUGAGACGCUCCCGUGACUGCUGGCUGGCCCUGGCAAGCUGGGUAAAUAGUUACGAAGCUGGGUAACUGGUUGAAACUUCUGACUUUGGGAAGAGGGGUUCCUGGGGUUCCAUCUCUGGUAGUUUCACUGGGGAUAUUUGUGGGGGACAGAUGUACGACACACAGCUACAUGUUCUCUCUGCCCAACACGUGUGACCCACUAGAUGCAGCUCUCCAACAAUUUAAGGAACUUCUCAGACCAGUGGACAUUUUUGGGCAGGGGGACUGGACAGUCCUGCCUUCAAAUAUUCGCCUAGUGGUAACUCUCCAUCUAGUGAGGUCAUGUUCUCGGUACUUCCUUAAGGGCAGAAACCCCAUCCGGUCGGGUUUGGUUGGUCGCUUUCCCACUAAGAAUGUCACAGUGAAUCCCUGAGACGUUUCUCUUCCUUGCGGAGAAUUGGGGGUCCCUCAAAGAAAGGAUCCAGGGAAGUCAGCAAACCCCAUACCACUUCCAUAUUGAUUUUAGGGAUUGACUCCAAAAUGCUGUGCAGAAUCUUCACUCGUGUUGAUAUUGUAUCUUGACGUUCCUAUUGCAUUAUUUUUCUUAAAGGAAGCGUGUGCUGCCUUUCAGGUACAAUUUUUAUGUAAUAAAAGCCAGUGCAUUACGUUUAUAUAGAAUACUUUCUAUGCAAGACCGAGGUAUGGAGCUGAUAGCGAGAGAUUAUGUGUGCUGUUGGGUACACAGAUGGCAAGCAUGUUUUCGGAAGGGGUACCCCCCAGCAAACGUGGGUUGAGGGAGGAUGGGUCGUGUAUAUGUUUCUGCCCACUAAUUUUGAGCAGCCAUAUUUGGAAUUAAAUCAUCGGAGCCAAGUAACCCAAGAACGGUAUUAGUUUCAUGUGUAAUAGCUCAAAUGGGACAAGUACGAAUGCUGGAAUGGAACAUUAUUCUCUGAUAUUCCAUGUCAUUUCUCAAUGAAAGGCUCUUGUUGUGAAUUAUUAGAACCUACAGGCAAAAAUCAAAAGUAUUUGCAGCAAAAUAAAGGCCUACUCUGCUCUUAAAGUGAAACACUGUAUCCUUGCUUCUCUCCAAAGUGAAGUUAGGUAUUUAUCAUUUCAGUUGCCUCGAUAAGUUUCCACAUCACUGGUUUAUGCUGAAGAUUUUACUAUAUUGUCUCACAGUUUUAAAUCAUUUUUGUCUCAAUGUCAACUUUUUUCACUGAAUAAAAAUUUAACUGGGUCAAGAAAACACCUCUUUGAAUAUCCACUCUCUACGCGUGUCUCGAGCUGUUCUUUGGAGUGCAAUAAAGAUGGUUCAUACA